CAGAAGGGGAUCGAACUAUGAAAGAGCUUGCAGCACCAGAUGUGGCUUAUAAGUACUCAUGCAUCACUUAUCCAGAUUUGGCAGGAGAUUUUGAACUUAGAUCAGGACUUAUUCAUCUGCUUCCCAAAUUUCAAGGCUUAUCAGGAGAGGAUCCUAACCACCAUCUACAUGAAUUCCAUGUGGUUUGUUCAACCAUGAAGCCACAGGGGAUUUCAGAAGAAGACAUUAAGUUGAGGGCUUUUCCAUUCUCUUUGACGGGAGCAGCUAAAGACUGGUUAUAUUGCCUUCCAGCUGGAUACAUUACAAGUUGGAUUGAUAUGAAGAGAGCUUUUUUGGAGAAAUUUUUCCCAGCUUUUAGGACUGUAACUAUUAGGAAGAGCAUUUGUGGUAUUAAGCAAGUAGUGGGAGAGACUCUUUAUGAUUAUUGGGAGAGAUUCAAGAAGCUGUGUUCGAGUUGUCCACAACAUCAAAUUAGUGACCAGCUUCUUGUUCAAUAUUUUUAUGAGGGUCUACUUCCCAUGGAUAGGAGCAUGAUAGAUGCAGCAGCUGGAGGAGCCUUGGUGAAUAAGACUCCAAAUCAAGCAAGAGAGUUAAUUUCAAAUAUGGCGGAAAACUCACAGCAAUUUGGGAGUAGAGCUCUUGGUACUAGAGUGGUUAAUGAAACUCAUUUGGUUUCAACUGAGCAACAAGAAAUUAGAAACAAUUUGCAAAAAUUGACUUCUUUAGUGAAGCAAAUGGCGUUACAAAAUUCGAGUCAUCAACACAAAUAUGAUCCCAACUCUUCAACUUAUAAUCCGGGAUGGAGGGAUCAUCCUAAUUUGAGGUAUGGGAAUGCAUUUUAUCAGCAUCAACCACAAGGGCAGACUCAUCAGCCAUAUUAUCAGCAUCAACAGAAUCAACAUUAUUACCAGAAUCAUCCAGCAAGUCAUUCACAACAAUUUCAGAAACAACAGCAGCCUCAAUUUCAGCAAAAUUUAAGCCAAAAUCAGCAAUUUCAACCAUUCCAAAAUUUCCAGCAUUCAAAUAUUGCAAGUCAGCCACAGUUUCAGAAUUCACAGAAUCAGCACACACAUUUCCAGCAUGUUCAGCAACCUGUGCAGAAUUUCCAGCAGCCAAGUAAUGCAAAUCAGCACCAAUCUCAGCUUGCACUGCCUUCUUCUACAAGCCCAAGAUCAAUGCAACCUCAGCAGAACUUUAGCAGCUCAAAAAUUGAGGAUUUGAUGCAGCAAGUGCUUCAACAGCAACAGCAGAUGAUGCAACAGCAGCAACAUCAGCAAAGGACUGAUACAGCACUACAAAACAUUGAAAGGCAGAUUGGGCAGCUGACCCAAAUCCGAAUUUUUCAGCAGGAUCACAGCAAAGUUUCUAGAAUUUUCCAGCAAAUUCAGAGCAGCCAGAUUCUGCAUAGCAUGGGAUUACUGGAGCUGAUCAGCAACAUUUCAAUCAACCGAAAGCUUCAGACAGCUCCAAAUUCAGCACAGAAUCUGGACAGAAAUAUUACCCAGCAAGGAGCUGAGUCUUCCAUUCCGUUACCUUUCCCUCAAAGAAGUGUACAACCAAGAAGAGAAAUGGAGGAAGAAAAGGCUAAGGAAUAUCAAGAAUUAGUGAAAUUAUUUAGCAAGGUUGAAGUGAAUGUGCCUUUGCUUACCAUGAUCAAGCAAAUUCCAAAAUAUGCCAAAUUCCUCAAAGAUCUUUGUGUGCACAAAAAGAAAUUGAAGGGGAAUAAAUUGAUAAGUAUGGGGAAAAAUGUUUCAGCAUUACUUCAGCCAGUUCCUCAGAAGUGUGAAGAUCCAGGAGUUUUCACCGUGCCUUGUAUUAUAGGAGAUUGUAUUUUUGAGGAUGCGAUGUUAGAUCUUGGAGCUUCUAUUAAUGUGAUGCCUAAAUCAGUUUUUCAGUCAUUAAGAAUUGGACCUUUGCAGCCUACAGGUGUAGUGAUUCAGUUGGCCAACCGAAGUCAAGCACACCCAGCAGGAGUAAUUGAGGAUGUAUUGGUAAAAGUGAGGGAAUUAAUUUUUCCUGCAGAUUUUUACAUCUUAGAUAUGGAGGGUGAUGUGCUUGCAAACAGGGCUCCGCUUAUUCUUGGACAUCCAUUCUUGAAGACUGCUAGAACCAAGAUAGAUGUACAUGCAGGAACUCUUUCUAUGGAGAUAGGAGACACAGUGGUUAGAUUCAACAUUUUUGAGGCUAUGAAGCAUCCUAGAGAGGAUCAUUCUAUACUUAGCGUGGAUAUUUCAGAGGAGUUGGAUGACAUGGAGUUCUUGUCAGAUAUUGAUUCAGACUUAGAGGUUUCUGAUUUUGGUCAUGAGAAUGAAUUUGUUUCAUUGUUGGAGGAUAUUUUAGAUGUGGAAUCUGAUGUUAACUCAAGUGAAUGCACACAGGAGGAAUUGAAGCCAUUACCUCAGCAUUUGAAGUAUGCCUAUUUGGGAGAGAAUCAACAGCUACCUGUCAUCAUAGCUCAGAAUUUGGAACCGGAUCAGGAGGAACGAUUGUUAGAGAUUCUGAGACAGCAUAGGAAGGCCAUUGGAUGGACUCUGGCAGACAUUCCUGGGAUCAGUCCUUCCAUUUGUAUGCAUAAGAUUUACUUAGAGGAGGAUGUGAGGCCAGUGAGACAGCCACAGAGACGACUGAACCCUUUGAUUUUGGAUGUGGUAAAGAAGGAGGUGACUAGACUCUUACAGGCUGCCAUUAUUUAUCCGAUUUCUGACAGUAAAUGGGUAAGUCUCAUCCAUGUGGUUCCGAAGAAGUCAGGGGUGACAGUGGUAGCUAAUGAAGAGAACGAACUGGUGCCCACGAGAGUGAAGAAUUCUUGGAGAGUAUGUGUGGAUUACAGGAAGCUGAACCAAGCAAGCCGAAAGGAUCAUUAUCCACUUCCUUUUAUUGAUCAGAUGUUGGAGAGACUGGCAGGUAAAUCACAUUAUUGUUUUCUUGAUGGGUACACUGGUUAUUUUCAUAUUUGCAUCGACCCAGAGGACCAGGAGAAGACUACCUUCACCUGCCCUUUCGAUCAUGCAGCUUUGAAGUAUCUCCUCAAGAAGCCUGAUGCAAAGCCUAGAUUAAUCAGAUGGAUGCUUCUGCUUCAAGAAUUCGACGUAGAGAUACGUGAUAGGAGUGGGAAGGAGAACUUGGUUGCAGAUCACUUGAGCAGGAUUGAAGGAGACUUGGACCAUUCGGCCAUUGAUGAUGAUUUCAGGGAUGAGCAGCUUUUAUAG
Zingiber officinale is the source of this 3209-nucleotide messenger RNA. RefSeq lists its product as uncharacterized. NCBI's taxonomy places the organism in Eukaryota, Viridiplantae, Streptophyta, Magnoliopsida, Zingiberales, Zingiberaceae. The transcript is spliced from 6 exons. Bases 18 to 3209 code for a protein of 1063 amino acids. The record is from RefSeq and is a predicted model, not a curated record.